AUGAAGCAAACGCUUCAAGCGACGAGAGAUAACACCGAUGUCCGCGUAUGCGCUGCAAGUGAUGCUUGUCAAACCUCGCCGUGCAAACUGCAUCCAGCGGAUACAACCGACGACCGAGUGUUCCACACGCACAUUCAAGUGCGACCAGCAUUGCCUCAUCGGAUUAUUUGUUUGCUCGUCAGUCAAGGACAACGGCGGGCAUGCCGGCAGCCGAGGUUGAUGUCGCUGUCGAUGCUGAUGUCCCUCAGUGGAUUCUCGUCAAAUGCCCGCAAAGAGCCGAGUUCUGGAACAGUCUCGUCGCCGAAUACAUUGCUCGAUCAUGUCUCAGAUCAGCCGCAAUAA
Colletotrichum tamarilloi is the source of this 342-nucleotide messenger RNA. RefSeq lists its product as uncharacterized. The transcript has a single exon. The record is from RefSeq and is a predicted model, not a curated record. Lineage: Eukaryota; Fungi; Ascomycota; Sordariomycetes; Glomerellales; Glomerellaceae. The coding region runs from base 1 to 342 and encodes 113 amino acids.